UCCAAGUUGACGUUGAAUAACGACUAACUAGCCUAAUUUGGUUGAUUUUCCUUGUAUACAAGGUUUUAUCAUGGAUGUGACAAUGGACAUGCAAUCUAAGUGAUUUAACGAAAAAAUACCCUUGUGAGGUGCAUAAUUAUGUGACUAAACGUGAGAGAUUGUAGCGUAAAAAAAUGUUUCACCACGAAUAUGAGAAACGGCUGUUGAAGUCGAACAUCGAAAGCCAUAUAGAUAAUCUGGCAGGUCCCGGACUCUACUCAUCGGUAUAUUUUUCACCGACUAAAAUGGUGAAUAAUAGUUUCGACCGAUUUAUACCAACGAGAUCUGGCAAUAAUUGGCAAACAACAUUUUCAAUGAUAUCGGAAAACAAUCGAAACGGCAUAGUUACAAAAAAAGCUCGUGAGAAUGGAGAAGGCAGUCGUGACGGUAUUGCUUAUUCCUGUCUUCUGAAAAAUGAGUUACUUGGUGCUAGUAUAGAAGAUGUGAAAGGACAAUGCGAAGAACGAAGAGUACUAUCACCAUUAAUUACGAAAAACCUUUUCAAAUAUACUACACCAACGAAAGAUCAUACAUUAUUAGAUCAAAGUUCACCUUAUUCUUUGUCACCACUGAGUGCUAAAAGUCAAAAGCUAUUAAGAUCUCCCAGGAAAGCAACCAGAAAGAUUUCAAGAUUACCUUUUAAGGUGCUUGAUGCACCAGAAUUGCAAGAUGACUUUUAUUUGAAUCUUGUCGACUGGUCAUCUCAAAAUGUUCUCAGUGUUGGCUUGGGUAGCUGUGUCUACUUAUGGUCUGCGUGUACAAGUCAGGUGACCAGACUAUGUGAUCUCUCCAGUGAUGGGAAUAGCGUAACGUCAGUUGCUUGGAAUGAAAGAGGAAAUUUAGUUGCAAUUGGCACACAUCUGGGCUAUAUUCAAGUUUGGGAUGUAGCUGUGAGUAAACAAGUAAGCAAGCUGCAAGGGCACAGUGCAAGAGUUGGAGCAUUAGCUUGGAACGGUGAAGUUUUAUCAUCUGGUAGCAGAGAUAGAUUAAUAUUACAAAGAGAUGUUAGAACUCCUUGUGUCGUCAGUGAACGGCGUUUAGGAGCUCAUAGGCAAGAAGUUUGUGGACUCAAAUGGUCUCCAGAUAAUCAAUAUUUGGCCUCUGGUGGUAAUGACAAUCGACUUUAUGUAUGGAACUUACAUUCCCUUUCACCGAUACAAACAUACACAGAACAUCUAGCAGCGGUUAAAGCUAUUGCAUGGUCCCCACAUCAUCAUGGCCUGUUAGCCUCUGGUGGUGGUACAGCAGAUAGAUGUAUUAGAUUUUGGAACACAUUAACUGGUCAACCAAUGCAGUGCGUUGACACUGGUUCUCAAGUUUGUAAUUUAGCUUGGAGUAAACAUAGUUCAGAACUAGUCAGUACACAUGGCUACUCUCAGAAUCAAAUUUUGGUUUGGAAGUAUCCAAGUUUAACGCAAGUUGCAAAAUUAACAGGACACUCAUAUAGGGUUUUGUAUUUAGCAAUGUCACCGGAUGGUGAAGCUAUUGUAACUGGUGCUGGUGAUGAAACCUUGCGUUUUUGGAAUGUGUUUAGUAAAGCACGCAGUCAGAAAGAAAAUAAGUCUGUACUGAAUCUCUUUACUAGUAUUCGAUAAAUUUCUAUGAAAGAACAAUGGUUAUAUGUU
Messenger RNA from Dufourea novaeangliae, 1664 nucleotides. RefSeq names its product fizzy-related protein homolog (gene fzr). The transcript has a single exon. Gene Ontology annotation, cellular component: anaphase-promoting complex. Lineage: Eukaryota; Metazoa; Arthropoda; Insecta; Hymenoptera; Halictidae. Gene Ontology annotation, biological process: anaphase-promoting complex-dependent catabolic process; positive regulation of ubiquitin protein ligase activity; positive regulation of anaphase-promoting complex-dependent catabolic process. Bases 174 to 1634 code for a protein of 486 amino acids. The record is from RefSeq and is a predicted model, not a curated record. Gene Ontology annotation, molecular function: anaphase-promoting complex binding; ubiquitin ligase activator activity; protein binding.